This is a messenger RNA of Iphiclides podalirius (scarce swallowtail), 234 nucleotides long. The record is from the annotation of a GenBank genome assembly. Lineage: Eukaryota; Metazoa; Arthropoda; Insecta; Lepidoptera; Papilionidae.
AUGGGGCCGAUGAGCGGCGAGGACAAUCUGUGCGUCCGAAGGAAGAGGACGAUCCAGUGGCGCCAGACGCCCGUCGGGGAUUGCUGGAUACGGGCCGUCGUGAUGCGGCAUGCGGACCGUGGCGUUUUCGUUUCCCCGUGCACCGAAAUCGUUGGAAAAGCCGAGAACAAAAACCGGCCGACGUGGCGCCAGCGCGCCUCGGGAGCCAAUGAACGCCGUCCGGCGCGGGCGCUC